CACAACUCUUGCAGCCAUGAAGUGGAGUCUGUGGUUAACUGCUACUAUAGCUCUUGUGCUGCAGCUGUCAAUAAGUGAAGGGCUAAAAUGUCAUACUGAUGAAGAUUCACAAAACCCAGAUGAAUUUCAAGAGGUUGCUGCCAUAUGUAUGAAGAAUACAUCAGGAUCUGAGCUUAACAGAAGUGACAGAGAAAAUAAAAGGAAUGGAAACAAUUAUCACAAAAAUAAUUUUGGAAACACCAAUGACAACUGGAGCAGUGGUGGUAUGGGGCAGACCUUCCCUGGUUAUAAUAGUGAAAAUGAAGGCUAUGGUUUGCAUGGCAGUGGUAGAUGCACUGCCAAUAAUGAUGGAUACAACAAUAACAGAAACAACAUGAAUCAAAAUAACAUGAAUGGCAUGAGGCAGAAGCCACGAAAUCGUAAUCGAAGAUCUGGCCAGCAGUCUGAAGCAGCAAAUGUUGAUUUGGAAGAUAUUGAACCUUGUGCAGUUCACUGUAUCUUCAGGCAGAUGGGAAUGCUGGGAGAUGAUGCUCUUCCAGAUAGAUCUGCUGUUGCAAAAGUCAUGCUUCGUGGUGUCAAAGAUACAGAAGUCAAGGACUUUGUUCAGGAAGCUGUAGAAGACUGCUUUGAUCAAGUUGAGUCUGAUCGAAAAGGGAGCAAAUGUGAUCUUUCAAAGAAUGUAGCAUUGUGUCUUCGGCAAAAAGGACGAGAGAACUGUGAAGAUUGGGGUGAGCAAGAAGACGACCAACAAAGCAACCAGAAUAAAAAUGGAAACAACAAUGGAAAUAACAGCAAUAACAGUAAUAACCAGUAUGGGAACAAGAAGUGGAAUUAAGUACUAAUACUUGCAUGUAUGAAAGAAAGAUGGCACACAUCUUCAGUGUACAAGACCACAUGUUCAAACUUUUACUUUAAAAAUUAUGAUAAGCAAAAUAAAAUAUAUUAUUAAAUUGUC
This is a messenger RNA of Schistocerca gregaria, 955 nucleotides long. RefSeq names its product odorant-binding protein 59a (gene Obp59a). Gene Ontology annotation, molecular function: odorant binding. Lineage: Eukaryota; Metazoa; Arthropoda; Insecta; Orthoptera; Acrididae. The record is from RefSeq and is a predicted model, not a curated record. The transcript has 7 exons. Bases 17 to 835 code for a protein of 272 amino acids.